AUGUUCCGACAAGUGGCAGGUCGGCGUGCGCUGUCCAUGUGGCCGCGCAGGACUGCCGCCGCCGUAUCUUCUGGGGAGCACGUCGCUAUUCACAAGGUCAGGUUCCAGCCGCGGCGGGACCACAUCAGAAAGUUCUUCGUGUACACCAGUACCGCCCUCGUCUGCUGGUACACCUGGACCACAGUAAUCAAUCUGCCCUUGAAGCACUUGGACAUGAAAGACCUACCCGAAGUCGAUGAGGAGGAGGAGGAAGACCCUUUAUUCAUCCCGUUUCCCUUCACCGAUAAGCAGGUCCAACCGCCACCAUACGCUGGGAAAGAGGAGGAGUGGCAGAGCUUUGUUGCAUUCAACAACGACCGCGAGCAUAGAAAUCGGGCCAAGCACGACCUAGCAAUGUUGGUGAAGAAGACCGCUGAGAACAAUGCUCACAUUAAGAGGUGGGGCAAGCAGGGCAUGGAACUGAAGUUGGGGCCGAACUGGUUGAUCAUAACUUAUCCAGACAGGCCUCCGCCCGAAUAUGUACGGACAGGCAUCGAAAUUAGCGACGACGCCAUCUCGAUCAAGACUCAGAAGGUUGACACGAGAACGAAGACUUUGGUCGACCGCGUCUUGAAGCCAUACCCCUUGGCGACCUCAUCAUACGCCUUCAUCAAGGCAUUUUUCAAGCAAAGCACAUCCGACGUCGUCAAGCUUUUUGGCUAUUCUGAAAGUCACGAUAUCUCCACAUCAAGCCCCGACCCCGAAAUCGCGAAGACUCUCAAGCGCCUGGAGGCCCGGCAAAUUGCCGAGGGAGGCGCUGCGGCGGGUUCAUCACCUUCUGCGACCUCCUCUACGUCCAAGACUCAUCCCGAAGUGGCUUCCUCUCAAAAGUCCGCAUUUCCUGAUGCGCCGCCUGCUCAGAACCCUGCUUCUGCCAAAAGCCCCGAUCAGUCAAACAGGGAACAGGACAAGAGUCCUGUCGCCAAAGAAGCCAUCCUUGCAUACCCCGAACUUGUGAACAAGAGCCAGGGCCCAACGGCUGCUUUUGCCCAACAAUGGAGGCGAGCGUGGAGGCCUCUGAAAUACUACCCCCCGCGGGGAUGCGUAGCCAUCCAUGGGAUGGUGGCAUUAGAAUCAUCCAAGGGCCGUGUAUACAUCGACGUGUCGGCAUGGUACAAUCCCAAAAAGAGAGAGUUCCACCAAGAGUCUAUGCAGCUGGGCUUGAAGGCGAUCAGCCCUAACACUCAGAGCCCGAGGCGGUAA
Messenger RNA from Diaporthe amygdali, 1242 nucleotides. RefSeq lists its product as uncharacterized. The coding region runs from base 1 to 1242 and encodes 413 amino acids. The transcript has 3 exons. Lineage: Eukaryota; Fungi; Ascomycota; Sordariomycetes; Diaporthales; Diaporthaceae. The record is from RefSeq and is a predicted model, not a curated record.